Tachysurus fulvidraco (yellow catfish) is the source of this 2385-nucleotide messenger RNA. RefSeq names its product CMRF35-like molecule 3. The transcript has 7 exons. NCBI's taxonomy places the organism in Eukaryota, Metazoa, Chordata, Actinopteri, Siluriformes, Bagridae. The record is from RefSeq and is a predicted model, not a curated record. Bases 16 to 852 code for a protein of 278 amino acids.
GUCUAUUAGAGAAACAUGAGCUUUUACUCACUAUGUGGUUCUGUAACUCUCCUUGGGUUUUUCCUCUGUAUAUCAGAGGUAGAGAGCAUGAGGACACUGAACAAUGUAGCUGUAAAAAGUGGAGGAUCUGUCACUAUUCCAUGUCUUUAUGAAGAGAAGUACAAAGCAAACAGUAAAUUCUGGUGCAAAGGGUACUAUUGGUCUACCUGCAGUAUCGUAGCCUAUGCAAACUCAAGUGGAAAUCCAUCAGUCAUUGAUCAUCCAGAGCAGAAUUUGUUCACGGUGGAACUGAACUCUGUCUCUGAGUCUGGAACGGGUUGGUGUGCUGUAGAAAUUGGGUAUAAAUUUGAUGACAGUGAUUAUUUGUACCUGACAGUUAGUCAAGAUCCUGAUCUGUCAGUGAGGGAGAGCAGAGUGAGAGGUGAGGAAGGAGGCAGCGUCACAGUCCAGUGUCUCUACAGUGCUGCAUAUCAGAAUACACAGAAGCAGUGGUGCAGAUUCAAAGAUGAACAAUGCAACACAGUGAGGACUGAAACAUCCCAGAAUUCAGCAGUGUACAUCAGUGAUGUUGGGAGAAGAUCCUUCAGUGUGUGGAUGAGCAGACUGAAGAAGAGUGAUGCUGGAUGGUACUGGUGCAGUGCAGGAGAUCUGCAGGUUCCUGUUCACAUCAGUGUCAGUGAUCCACCUCCAGUCACUACAUCAAAGACAACAGUGCCUACAACAGUGCCUACAACAGUGACUACAACAGUGCCUACAACAGUGACUACAACAGUGACUACAACAGUGCCUGCAACUGCUCAUCAAGACAACCCAUACAUAGACCCAGAGAUGUUCUGUAUCGCAGACAACUGAUGGACGUGAUCUUGGUGACAUAGAGAAUAUAAGCAGCUGGAAUGUUGGAUCAAUCGAUUGAUCGAUCUAUCCAACUAUCUAUCCAUAAAUUAAAAAAUUUUUUUUUAUCUUUGUUAGUGGACCCUUUUUGUAAAAAAGCAUAAUUGCAUUAAUUCAUCCAUAAACAUUGUGUGAAGGAAUAUUACAUUUGGUUGUUGAUUACAAUAAAGUUUAGUACAAAAAAGUUUCCCUUUCUCUGACUUGUUAAAUGUAUCUAUGAUAAAUGUCAGGCCACUCAGGUGUUUGUUCAGUCCCUUGAUGUAUGUCGACACUGGACUACUGCACCUCGCUCCUGGCAGGUCUGCCUGUGAGCACCAUUCCUCCUCUACAACUGAUCCUGAAUGCAGCUGCAGGACUUGUUUAAAACCUUCCUAUGUUCUCCCACACCACCCCAUUGCUAUGAUUUCUCCCUACUGGCAUUCAGUAGCCACACACUUCAGAUUUAGAACACUGAGGCUUGUCUACAAAGCCAAAAUCAGACCCGCAGCCUCUAAUCUUAAAGUACUUAACACACCUCUCUUUGCACUACACUUUCUUAUCUUCUAGCACUGCACCACUGAUCACACCAAGAUUCAUAUCAAGUUUCUUCUCUGUUCACAAUUUAUAAUUCUUCCCCAAUUCUAUAUAUUGAAGUACAAAUUAUUAAAAAGAAGACUAAGUUUCAUGAUUGGAACAAUGAGGCCUUUGUGGGCACAAUGAGACAAAUCAUUAAGGUCCUUCCAGGUUCCUCAUAUAUGACUAGAAAUACUGACAGACACAGACAUACAGUAUCGAGUCCUAUGAGUUCAACAGUGGUUCAUUUUAAAGAGAAAUUUCACAGAGCCUUUCACAGGGCUGGACGUCUCACAGUCUCACUUAUAUGUUUUAUAACCAUAUAAUUGGAAUUCAGAUAAACUAUUUAUGAACAAUGUAAGUGUAAUGAGUCUGUCUGUGUUUGCCCUGUUUCUGUCUGCUGUCUUGCCCCUGCUGUUAAUUGUUUGCUCCGCCCACUCAUUUGUUACCAUGGACACUAAUUCAACUCAGGCUUUCCUCCAGGUGUGUUGUCUUUGUCACUGAUUGUCUCUGUUUUGUGAUUGGUUCCUGUUUGCUACAUCUACUCUGUCCACUUCGCUGGUGUUAGUCGUUGUGGUAUGUUGUAUGUUGAUGUCUCUGUCCCUGGUCUGCUUUGUGUUGCCUGCCUGUUUUUUGAUUUUGGAGUAAAUAAGUUCAAACAGCAUUUGGAUUCUCAUUUGCCUUUCUCUAACCAUGACACCUUCUUCUCUUCACACUGAUUUUAGAGCACACAGUGUGAUGAGCAGGAACGAGGAACUGCUUGAGCCGCUACAGACACAGUACCAACUUCACAGAAGCAGGACAUCCUGAUCUGUCAGUGAUUGAGAGCAGAGUGAGAGGUGUGGAAGGAAGCAGCAUCACAGUCAAGUGUCUCUACAGUGCUGAGUAUCAGAAUAAACAGAAGUGGUGCAGAUUCAAACAUGGACACUGCAACACAGUGUG